UUUGCACACAACAGCAUUCAGAAUGCAAGGAAUCUACCUCCUUGCCUUAAAUAAAUAGCCGAAGGAUCUAAAAGAAAACAAAGCUUGGAAAUAGAAAGAAGAAACGAUACAGAUAAAGAAAGACAAAGAGAGAGGAUCUCUGAUUGAACAUUUGGCAGGGGGACUUGAUGUGUUGUUAUCUGAGUGUUGUCUUACUGCCUGAUCUGAGUAUCUGGUAAUUCCAGUCCUCUACUCUCCAUCCCUGUGCAUUUAAGGUCAUGGGGUGGCUGAGAAAACCAGUGCUGCCCUUAUGCACGCUUCUCUGUUUACUUGGUGCUGUAGAGCUGGCUGUCCCUCUGGAAGAAUUCUACCCAUUCGGCCCCGGUGAAGGUGACUCCCAGACUGUGGAACAGGAUGAUGGAGGCUCAGGACUGGUGGCAAUAUCUGUGGCUUUCCCUUUCUUUGGAGAACGGCACACUGGACUUUAUGUCAACAACAAUGGCCUUCUGUCUUUCCUGAGGGAGGUGUCCCAGUUCACUCCAGUGGCAUUUCCUAUUGCUGGAGAUCGCAGAGUGGUGGCUCCAUUCUGGGCAGAUGUUGACAACCGGCAUACAGGAACUGUCUUUUACCGGGAGAGCAAAAAUCCUGUGAUCCUGUUAAAAGCCACAGCAGAUAUAAGCUGUUACUUUCCAGAGGUUUCUAGAUUUGUCAGUACAUGGGUGCUGAUUGCUACCUGGUAUCAAGUCACAUUUUUCGGCGGAUCUUCAGUUACUCCGGUGAAUACAUUUCAAGUAGUGCUCAUCACAGAUGGUGAGCUUUCCUUUACCAUCUUUCAGUACAACAAUAUAACGUGGACGACAGGGAUGCAUGCUUCCAGUGGUGGUGACCUAUCUGGCUUGGGGGGAAUUGCUGCACAGGCAGGUUUUAAUGCUGGUGACGGAAGGGGCUAUUUCAACAUCCCAGGCUCUCGGACAGAUGACAUUGUUGAAGUUGAGACCACCACUAAUGUGGGACAUCCUGGCCGUUGGGUGUUUCGUAUCGAUGAUGCUCAAGUGCAAGUGGGUGGCUGCAAUGACUCAGCCUCUGUCUGCCCUAACUUGAGGCCUUGUCAAAACGGUGGCCGCUGCAUUAAUGACUGCAUUACUGGAAAUCCCUCUUUCACAUGCUCAUGUCUGGCUGGCUUUACUGGACGUAGGUGCCAGAACGAGGUUGAUGAGUGCUCCUCAUUCCCCUGUCAGAAUGAAGGCACAUGUGUGGACAAGAUUAACUCCUUCAUCUGCUUGUGUCCAGUGGGAUUCAAAGGGCCAACCUGUGAAACAGAUAUAAACAAAUGUUUAUCCACACCAUGUUUAAAUGGAGGUGUGUGUGAAGACUUGGUAAAAAACUACACCUGCACCUGUACAGCGAACUUCACUGGAAGCCAUUGUGAAACAGAAUUGAUUAUCAUGGAAAACUCCUCAGGUACUGAUGCCGCUAAUCUGUCAGAUUGUCUCUGUCAGAAUGGAGGUGUUUGUGUUGAUCGGAAUGGCACAUGUGAAUGUCCGAGAGGCUUCACUGGACUCUUCUGUCAGUUUGAAGUAACUCAAACACCCUGUAGUAACAGCAGACCAUGUCCUGAUGGAGGCCCAUGCCUGGAGUAUGGUGGCACAUACCUCUGCACCUGUCAAACCAGUGUCGACUUUGACCGCAAGGACUUCUACCCAUAUGUACAGCCCCAAUCAGCAUGUGAUUCCUCACCAUGUCAGAAUGGAGGAUAUUGCUAUGAGAAAGAUGGAGGCUACAACUGUGAGUGCAAACAUGGCUACAAAGGCAAGCGUUGUGAAAUAGUCAGAUUAAGUUUCUGUGCCUCUAGUCCCUGUCGUAAUGGAGGCUCUUGUGAAGAAGAAGGUGACAGCUACCGGUGUGUGUGUCCCCACCGUUUCACGGGGAAAUAUUGCGAAGUGGGAAGGCCUGAUCCUUGUGCUUCCAGUCCCUGUCUGAAUGGGGGAACUUGUUUCCACUACAUUGGUAAAUACAAAUGUGAGUGCUUUCCAUCUUUCAUCGGAAGACACUGUGAGAUCAACAGAGGAUCUGAUCCAGCUUUGAAAGGUCUGGACUGUGGCUCCGCUGUGAAAAUCAAGCAUGCUGAAGUACAAUAUUCCUCUACUACCCCAGGCUCUACUGCUUUGUAUACAUGCCACGCAGGCUAUACUGCCCUGCACAGGGCCACCCAGAGCACUUGCAGCAGCCAGGGGUCGUGGAGCCAACCUCCUGUCUGUGAAGAAAUAAAUGAGUGUUUGUCUCAGCCAUGUAUGAAUGGGGCAACUUGUCAAGAUAGAAUAGCCUUUUACCUUUGUGUGUGUGAGGAUGGUUUUACUGGUCCGCACUGUCAAACAGAUAUUGAUGAAUGCCUUUCUGAGCCAUGCAAGAAUGGAGCUACAUGUGAGGAUCAGCCUGGCUCUUAUUUCUGCCACUGCCAGCAUGGCUAUGCCGGGCAGGACUGUGAGAUUGAACAGGAUGUAUGCAAGCCAAAUCCUUGCUUGAAUGGAGGUGUGUGUCGAGGCUACGGGAGGACCCAUCUGUGUGUGUGUAAAGAGGGUUAUGUUGGAGACCGCUGCCAAACAUUAGAUAACCCGUGUGUACUGCAGCCUUGUGGGAACAGAGGCAUCUGUUCGAGUCAUAAGAGGGAUAACUACAGCUGUGCCUGCAGGGUGGGCCACACAGGGAGAGACUGUGAGAGAGACCUGUUGCCUCCAUCUGGCCUUCAUGUGUUGCGCGUAGAAGAAAAGGAAGUUGAGUUACGCUGGGAUAAGUCAGAUGCCACUCAAAAUUUGAUCAGUGGCUUUGCCAUUGUUUUUGCUCCAGUUGGUCGUGUACCGAGGAGGACAGACUUCCUAGAGAAGCAGCAUUCUACCUAUGUGCUGCAAGGCCUGAACCCCGGGGAGCUUUAUAAUAUCUCCGCCUUCUCAGUUAAACGCAACACCAACAGCAAUGACAUAAGCCAGCCUGCUUUCGCACUCAUUCGUACAAGGCCACGUAAGGUUGAACAUCUUGAGGUAGUGAAUGUGUCCUCCUCUCAGGUAUGGCUGCGCUGGCUGGUCCAGGUUAACCGCCACACUGCUGUCCGUCAGGUUCGAGUGUCCCUGGUGCCUGAGGAUGGAGGUAGACCUCGUACAGCUAUACUCAACAGCAAUGUUUCAGAGUACACCUUCAGCACACUGCUCCCAGGUCAGAUGUACACAGUAGACGUAGUUACACAAAGUGGUUUGCACCCUGAAGACCUGCCAUCAACCAGCAAAUCUGCUGGGCCACUCCACUUUUGGACUAGACCCCUCCCUCCUCAGAAUCUUUCCCUCUCCAGUAUCACAGCUACCUCGGCCCGGGUCACAUGGGACCGUCAUCCUCAAAGUCUUCCAGAUGGUUUCAUUGUAAAUAUUACUCAAGGCCUCUCAAUUCGUAGCCGGUAUCUGCCAGAUGGAAGCUUAGGGACAUAUACCCUUCGUGACCUUGCUCCAGGACAGCAUUGCCAUGUAGCCCUGACCUCUGUACACAAAACAGGCAAGGACAACAUUGAAAGUAUUCCUCAACAUCUAGCCUUCACCACAUUACCAAUUUUAAAGGACCAAAGUAGCGGUGACAGAGUUCAGGCAGGACAGAAUUAUCGGGUCGGACAGAUUUGGACACAAAUUAAAGAUGGAGGCACAGUUGACAACACAGAACCCUUCGAGGAUCCAUUAAAAUACACAGAGCUUAUUGAUGGUAGGGGAAGGAUUACAGCCAAAUUUACCAGCCUUCCACAUAAAACCAUCAGACACCGUACAAAGCCAGACCCUCCAAUUAGAUUGGAAAAGCUGGAGAAAACCACCAACAAGAUCAGUCUAGCUUUUGAAAUUCCAGAAGAAGUAACAAAGAAUAAAACUGAUUGCCAGCGUUUGUCUCAUCCAUGUACUCGGCUUUACUCUGAAACAAAGAGCGUGCCUGUGUGGGAAGAUGGUGUCUGCCAUUAUUUGUACAAAAGAACAUAUAAAGUUCAGCAGGAUGUUUGUUUUAGGGAGAUCUGUGAGCCUUUGCUCCCAACAAAAACUCCAAGAAACUGAAGGAAUUAUGAAUUUGGAAAGUAAUUGCUUCUCCGUGUCUCAAUUCAAAUGAGGAUGCGUUACCAACAUCAUUACCAUCCUAUUUUUGUAUCACUGUCCCUUUCAUUGACUGGAAUUGUUUUGGCUGUUUUGGUGUAUACAGCUAUUGACAUGUACUUGUUAUCUACUCCCUCAGGGAUUUUUUUUGUAAAUAGUUGUCUGUUCCGUAUCCAAAACUACAAGUAUCUUUCAUUCAAUUAUCUGAGCUGGUUAAAGCAUUCUCUUCUCCUACAGCAAGAUCACACAACAUACUGGAAGGAAAACAUUACACAUUUGUUUCAGUUUUUUAUGUGUAAAACUCAACUCUGCUAGCUACCAUGUAAAUAGUGUUUAGAUUAAUGUUUGAAGUUCAUUUUGAAUUAGUCCUGCUUUUGGUACCUUGAGAAAAAUAAAUCGUAUAAGGGGGAUAUGGGGGAAAGUAUGAAAGGGUGAAAGUCAGAUUUUGUACAUAUUUUUAACUAGUAAAUACCGACAAUAUUAAUGGGCAUUAUACAAUGGCUUUUGACAAUAUGCUCAAUGUUUUGUCAAUGUGUGUUAACAAAUGAGCCGACGCUAUACUGUACAUUGCCAUAAGAUGUCACUAUACUAUCAUAGAAUGUGAAGGGGGCUUUUAUCAUAAGCAAGCUCCAGAGAUGUUGUGGCAGCUAUGGUCGAAAUCUCGCCGGAUUCGCUAUAAUCCUACAGGCAAAUUUAACCCUAAACCUAAGAGAUUUUGGCCGUUGCUGUACACCAUCUAGCCUUA
Messenger RNA from Triplophysa dalaica, 4836 nucleotides. RefSeq names its product sushi, nidogen and EGF-like domains 1 (gene sned1). Gene Ontology annotation, biological process: heterophilic cell-cell adhesion; establishment or maintenance of epithelial cell apical/basal polarity; cell-matrix adhesion. NCBI's taxonomy places the organism in Eukaryota, Metazoa, Chordata, Actinopteri, Cypriniformes, Nemacheilidae. The record is from RefSeq and is a predicted model, not a curated record. The transcript is spliced from 28 exons. Gene Ontology annotation, molecular function: calcium ion binding; protein binding. Gene Ontology annotation, cellular component: protein-containing complex; plasma membrane. The coding region runs from base 258 to 4055 and encodes 1265 amino acids.